AUGGAUUGUGAAGCUAGUGUUGUGCACAAUCUCUUGGAACGCAUGAUAGUUGAUGAAAGCAUAGAGCCGCCAGGUCUGCCAUUAGCACUUCUGAAAGCCAUCACCAAUAAUUUCUCAGACAAUCAGCAAAUUGGCAAAGGGGGUUUUGCAGUUGUUUACAAGGGACAGCUUCAGGGUGGCACAGUUGCUGUGAAAAGACUGUCCCCAGAACUUGAUAUGGACGAGAAGAACUUCAACCAUGAGAUUAGCAGUCUCAUAAAGGUACUUGAAAGUUGGAGUAAUAGGUUCGAAACAUUAAAUCAAGACACAGAACUGAGCCAGGUAAGGGUAUGCGCCAAGAUAGGGGUAGAGUGCAGUGACUUUAACCCAGCGAAGAGACCAGAUACACAGUAUAUAAUUGAGACACUUUAUGAAAUGGAGCAGACAUAUGGUUUUAUUGAAACCGACCUCUGUACUUCAUCAGCAACACAUCCAUUCAAUGACGGCAUGACAAAUGAUGCAUUCCAAGGCAGCACUUGCAAGGAUGAUACACAAUGUGGUCCUGUCAACCCCCAGUCUCAUGGACCUAAGUACAAUCUCAAGUUGUACAUGCACCAAACCAUGGAUGGACCAAACCAUAACCAAGUAAACAUAGCAGAUCCACAGCAGCCACAUAUGUUUGGUUACACCAAUGUUCAUGACUAUCCCAUAUAUGAUGGUCUUGGACCUAGUGCAAAGAUUGUUGCACGUGCACAAGGCCUGCAUACAGAGACUUGUAUGGACGACGAUGACUGGUUCCAUUGGAGCAGCAUAGUGUUUAGCAAUGAAAGGUUUGGGGGGUCCAGUUUUAAGGCAAUAGGAAAUCAAAAUAAACUCCAAGGCGAAUGGGCUAUUGUUGGUGGGACUGGAGUGUUUACUUUUGCAGAGGGCACGAUAUCUAUCAACAGAAUCGAAGAAGGAGGUGGGUUCACAACCAUCUAUGGAAUUCAAAUCAGUGCACUUUGCCACACAACACAGACGACUGAUACAGAGGCUUCCAACGAUGGACCUAAUUACAGUCUCAUUUUGUACAUGCACCAAACCGUCGAGGGACCCAAUCAUAACCAAGUAAAUAUAGCAGAUCCAAAGCAACCUCAAAUGUUUGGUUACACUAAUGUUCAUGACUACCCAAUAUAUGAUGGUCUUGCCCCCAGCGCAAAGAUUGUUGCUCGUGCACAAGGACUACAUACUGAGACAAAUAUGAACGACGAUGACUGGUUCCACUGGAGCAGCAUAGUGUUUAGCGAUGAAAGAUUCCAGGGAUCCAGUUUCAAGGCAAUAGGAAAUCAGAAUAAGGUCGAUGGCGACUGGGCUAUUGUUGGUGGAACUGGAAUGUUCACUUUUGCACAGGGUAAUAUUUCCAUCCGAAGAAUACACGGCGAUUGGUGCUCAAACAUCAAGGAGAUUCGUAUCAGUGCAUUUUGCUGCACGCCACAGAACAUUCCAACUGAUACAAAGCUUUUCAGGGCUAAUGCUAUAAGUCCUGUCACCACACAGUCCCUUGAGUAUAAUCGGAACUUGUACAUGCACCAGACCAUCGAUGGACCAAACCACAACCAAGUAAAUAUAGCAGAUCCAAAGCAGCCUCUUUUGUUUGGUUACACCAAUGUUCAUGACUACCCCAUAUAUGAUGGUCUUGGCCCCAGUGCAAAGAUUGUUGCACGUGCACAGGGCCUGCAUACUGAGACUUGUAUGGACGACGAUGACUGGUUCCACUGGAGCAGCAUAGUUUUUACCGAUAAAAGGUUCGAGGGGUCUAGUUUUAAGGCGAUGGGAAAUCAAAAUAAGGUUCAAGGUGAAUGGGCUAUUGUCGGAGGAACUGGUGUGUUUACUUUUGCACGGGGCACUAUCUCCAUAUAUAGAAUCCAAGGAGAUGGGUUCUCAAACAUCAAGGAAAUUCGAAUCAGUGCAUUUUGCCCCAAAAUAGGCCAGCAGUAUUACUGA
Miscanthus lutarioriparius is the source of this 1962-nucleotide messenger RNA. The record is from the annotation of a GenBank genome assembly. NCBI's taxonomy places the organism in Eukaryota, Viridiplantae, Streptophyta, Magnoliopsida, Poales, Poaceae.